GGCGGAAAAAACAGCAAGGAACGAUUUACGGUCACGUGACACCUGUAAACGAGCGAUCUCUUUAGGGUUGGCUGGGCAAUAACUAGGUCAUUGAUAGUAAACGAGUGUGAAUCCUUAUAAGGAGGCAUAUUUAGAAACCCAAGAACCAGCCAUGAAUGUGGCCAGGAAAUCAACCACAAAAUUACCUCAUAACUGGUCUCAUAUACAAGCAAAAGAAGAUGAGACUGACAGUGGUAUUGGCUCUACAGAUUCAACAGACUAUCACGACUCAACCAAUGACAACUUUCAAGAAGUGCUUUUCAAUCUGAAGGCCCUCAAUGGGGCAACGGAUGUUCUUGAGACAGAAAGGCUGAAUAUGAGGGAGUCGCAGGUGUCCAAUACAGGUGUACAAAAGGAAAAGAAAAGUUUGCCUGUUUCUGCCGCAAUAGAAUAUGAGAAGAAUAAGAAUGAAGAUCAAGAUCUGCUUGAUCAGAUUAAUGAUAUUGUCAAUGAAGGCAAAACAAAUGCUUCUCACACAGAUCAUGUCACUGGCAAUGGUCAGAAUAAAGAUGUGACUGUGGCUCCUACUAGUUUUCCUACCACAGAUGAAGAUGAAGACAUGGUGAUGAUUAUUGGAGACGAUACAAAGGAAGAGGACAGCAAAGAACUGAUACCAAAAGACAAAAAUGGAGCAGGAGCCUCAAAGAAACAUCCCUUGAGAAUUGGGGAUAAGGUGCGCAGUACUGUGCAUAGCAUAAUGUCCAAGCUUGUACAAAGUGGCAGUCCUGAAGUGAGCAGUCUGUUGAAUAAAGUGAAAACAGAUGACUGUGUGGAAACUGCCUCAUCCCCUGAAACCCCUUCAGUACCUUUGGCAAGACUUGACAAGGGCAAUCUCUUUGACAAUCUGGACUUUGAUAUUUCUGAUAAAGAAAGUAAGCUUUCAAAGUUAAAGGCGGAAUCCUUAUCAGGUGAUGAAAAAUCUGUACCAAGUGAAAAAGACUGUAAACGACUUUCUGCUCUAUCUAAUGAUGAUGAGAAAGCUUGCAGCAAUCCAUAUAAGCAAAGAAAUGACAUUGCAGAGGUUUCCAGUAACUCAUUAUCAAAGUCAGAGACAGAUAUUUUAAACAAUAGUGAUUUUUCAGCAAAUCCAAAAGACAAUUCUUCUGGUGACCAACAUUCAUUAACUCAAUCCACAUCAGCAGUGUCUGAUCCAAAAGUUGACUUAAGUGAUAAAAAAACAAAUUCCGUGACAAAAUGUGAUGAUUCUGAGGGUCCAGAACAAGAACCGAAUAGUUGGUCUAAUUCUUGUCAGGGAAAUCAAAAUUCUUGUGAUGUUUCUGGUUUAGGUAGUCAAUGUGCAGACAGUGAUAAAGAAAAAAUUCUUCCAGAGAAUGCAUGUGGGAGUUCAGAGUGUGAAAGAAAGGACAUGCUUCUAAAGGAAAAAGAGGAUGAGCAAAAAUUUCUGGAUACUUCACUACAAAGCCAUGAUCAAGAUAAUAAUAAAGAUAAUGAUAACGAGAAGGAACAUGAAAGAAAAAGGCAGCAUGAGAAAAAGAAUCGGAGUCUGAUAGCAGUCAGCCUGCCAAACGCUCACGAUUAGACUUAAUGAUAGGGAAGCUAGGGGAAAGAAUUAGCA
Molecule: messenger RNA, 1615 nt
Organism: Pomacea canaliculata
Lineage: Eukaryota; Metazoa; Mollusca; Gastropoda; Architaenioglossa; Ampullariidae
Product: dentin sialophosphoprotein-like
Exons: 3
Coding region: 152-1579 (475 amino acids)
Source: RefSeq, a predicted model, not a curated record